Zea mays is the source of this 3485-nucleotide messenger RNA. RefSeq names its product receptor-like protein kinase HSL1. The record is from RefSeq and is a predicted model, not a curated record. Gene Ontology annotation, molecular function: ATP binding; protein kinase activity; receptor serine/threonine kinase binding. Bases 126 to 3203 code for a protein of 1025 amino acids. The transcript is spliced from 2 exons. Gene Ontology annotation, biological process: protein phosphorylation. NCBI's taxonomy places the organism in Eukaryota, Viridiplantae, Streptophyta, Magnoliopsida, Poales, Poaceae.
AAAACAUAAGUCGGUCCUCCGUAUGAAUCAGUCCGCACACCCCUAUGAAAGCUUCGCAGCAAUCGCCUGGCACUGCGUAAACAAACCGCACUUUCACGAGCCGUCAACUCCACGGCCGCCGAGGCAUGGAGACAGCAUGCCCGUACCUCCCCGGCCUGCUGCUCGCGCUGCUUCCCUGCUGCUGCCUCCUGCACGCGGGCGCGGCGUACGAGGCGCAGCUGCUGCUCCAGAUCAAGCGAGCGUGGGGCGACCCGCCCGUGCUCGCCGGAUGGAACGCCUCGGCGGCGAGCGCACACUGCACGUGGCCGUACGUGGCCUGCGACACCGCAGGCAGCGUCACGGGACUCGCCCUCGCAGACGCCAACGUCUCAGGCCCGUUCCCGGACGCCGUCGGCGGCCUCGCGGGCCUCACGCACCUCGACAUCUCCAACAACAGCAUCACCGGCGCGUUCCCGACCACGCUGUACCGCUGCGCCUCGCUGCUGUACAUCGAUCUCUCCGAGAACUACUUCGGCGGUGAGCUCCCGGCGAACAUCGGCCACAGCCUGGCGGCGAGCCUGACCACGCUGGUCCUCAGCGGCAACGAGUUCAACGGCACCAUCCCGAGGUCUCUCUCCAGCCUCCUGAACCUCCGGCAUCUCAUGCUGGACAACAAUCGCCUCGUCGGCACCGUCCCCGCCGGUCUCGGUGCGCUGACAAGGCUUCAGACGCUAUGGCUGGCGUCCAACCCGUUCGCCCCCGGCGAGCUGCCGGCGUCGUUCAAGAACCUGACCAGUCUAGUCAACCUUUGGGCGGCGCGCUGCAACCUCACCGGCGACCUCCCGGGUUACUUAGCGGAUAUGCAGGAGCUGGAGGUGCUGGACCUCUCGGCCAACUCGUUGACAGGAAGCAUACCUCGGGGGGUUUGGAACCUGAGGAAACUGCGAAGGAUGACAGUGUUCAAGAACAACCUCACCGGCGACUUGGCCGUCGACGAUGGUUUUGCUGCUGCAAAGAGCCUGACCAUGAUUGACGUCUCCGUGAACAACCUUAGCGGAGUCAUCCCUCAAGUCUUGGGCCACUUGGAAAACCUCACAUAUUUAAACCUCUUCAGCAAUAACUUUUCAGGCGAGAUACCAGCGAGCAUCGGUUGGCUGCCAUCUCUACAGGCAUUGAGAUUGUACAGUAACAGGUUCACUGGCACGCUCCCGCCGGAACUCGGGAAGCACUCGGUCUUGGGCUAUGUAGAGGUUGACGACAACGACCUCACCGGCGCCAUCCCAGAAGGGUUAUGCGCCGGAGGCCAGUUUCAUUACCUCACCGCUGAGCGCAACCACCUGAACGGCUCCAUCCCAGCGGGCCUUGCCAGCUGCGCAACUCUGCUAACCCUGGACCUAGACGACAACCGGCUCACCGGCGACGUGCCAGAGGCUCUAUGGACAGACACGCAGCUUAUGUUCCUAACACUACAGAGUAACCAGCUCACCGGGAGUCUUCCGGCCUCGAUGCCUGGCAACCUUACGACGUUACAGAUAGGGAACAACCAAUUCGGCAGCGGCAUUCCGGCUGCGGCAGCCACGCUCCGGGUGUUCACUGCCGAGAACAACCAGUUCUCUGGCGCGAUACCGGCGAGCCUUGGCGACGGUGGCAUGCCGCUGCUGCAGAGACUGAACCUAUCGGGUAACCAGCUCUACGGCGCGAUCCCCAAGAGCGUUGCUGACCUGAGGCAGCUGACGGUCAUGGACAUGAGCAGGAACCAGCUCAGCGGCCCGAUACCGGCCGAGCUGGGCGCCAUGCCGGUGCUCAGCGUGCUUGACCUCUCGUCGAACAAGCUCUCCGGCGCCAUACCUCCGGCACUCGUGAAGCCGAACCUCAGCUCCAUCAACCUCUCCUCCAACCACCUCAGCGGCCAGGUCCCGACCGGUUUCGCCACGGCGGCCUACGACGACAGCUUCCGCGAUAACCCCGGCCUCUGCACCGACGCUCCGGGGCCCGGCUACCUCGCCGGCGUGCGCUCCUGCGUCGCGGCGGGGGGCUCUACCCGAGCCGUCUCACACGCGCUCCGCACGGGCCUCCUCGUCGCUGGCGGUGGCGGCGCGCUCCUCGCCGCCGUGGCUCUCGCCCUGAUACUCGCCCGCGACAUCAGGCAACGGCGGCGCGUCGCGGUCGGGGACGAGUGGAAGGUCACGCCUUUCGUCCAGGAUCUGGGCUUCGGGGAGGCGCACAUACUCCAGGGACUGACAGAGGAGAACCUCAUCGGCCGCGGCGGUUCCGGCCACGUGUACCGCGUCACCUACACGAACCGUCUCGACGGGAGCGCGGGCGCGGUGGCCGUGAAGCGGAUACGGGUCGACGCCGGGACGCUGGAGCGCGAGUUCGAGUCGGAGGCGGGCAUCCUCGGCAACGUCCGGCAUAACAACGUUGUCAGGCUGCUGUGCUGCCUCUCCGGCGCGGAGGACAAACUCCUUGUGUACGACUACAUGGACAACGGCAGCCUGGACAAAUGGCUCCACGGCCAUAGCGCCGGCGCUGAUGGGCUCCUUAAUAAUACGACCAGGGCGCCGCUGGACUGGCCGACGAGGCUCAGGGUGGCCGUCGGCGUCGCGCAGGGGCUAUGCUACUUGCACCACGAGUCCUCGCCGCCCAUCAUUCACCGCGACGUCAAGACGAGCAACAUCCUGCUGGACUCGGAGUUCACGGCCAAGGUCGCCGACUUCGGGCUGGCUAGGAUAGUGGUGGAGGUCGGGGCGCCCAAAACGAUGUCCGCCGUCGCUGGGUCUUUCGGCUACAUGGCCCCCGAGUGUGCGUACACGAACAAGGUGAGCGAGAAGGUCGACGUCUACAGCUUCGGCGUCGUCCUCCUGGAGCUCACCACCGGCAAGGAGGCCAGCUGCCUGGCGGAGUGGGCGCGGCACCACUACCAAUCCGGGGGGAGCAUCCCCGACGCCACAGACACGAGGUACGCAGGGUACUCCGAGGAGAUCCAGGUCGUGUUCAGGCUAGGCGUGCUGUGCACCGCACAUAUGCCGUCGUCGCGGCCAACCAUGAAGGACGUGCUGCAAAUCCUGCUCAAGUGCAGCGAGCGGACGCGCCAGAAGAGCAAAAUGGAGAGUAGUGUCCAGGAGCACGAAGCGGCUCCUCGCCUGCUGUCUCAGCCGUCGGACGGAACGGGAACUGACAUCCAAGAAGAGGAUGGUGUUAUGGUGAUCCACAGCACGGUCUAACAUUGCGCGCAUGCCGAUACAGUAAAGUCUGCACAGCGUCAGUCUACAGAUGCAGAUAGACUAUUGGUGUUUUAAAUCAGAAAAAAGUUGUAUUGUUACACAAGACUUACAAUUCUGCUUCACAAGUUUGUUGAAGAACCUUUCUAUGUAAUCUGUGAUAUACCGUAAACAACUGGAACAUUUGCUCAUACAACAAGAUUUACACUAGAAAAACAUGAUUGCCAUUUUCACUUCUUCAAUUUCUUCUUAAGAUUAGCCAGCCUAUUGGUGUGCUUUUAAAGA